Messenger RNA from Tricharina praecox, 1526 nucleotides. RefSeq names its product ras family-domain-containing protein. The transcript has 4 exons. The coding region runs from base 364 to 1050 and encodes 228 amino acids. The record is from RefSeq and is a predicted model, not a curated record. NCBI's taxonomy places the organism in Eukaryota, Fungi, Ascomycota, Pezizomycetes, Pezizales, Pyronemataceae. Gene Ontology annotation, molecular function: GTPase activity; GTP binding.
CAACCCCGUAAGCGCUGUCGUCAGAAGAAUUCAAACGAUUCCUUUUUAUGCGAGACGUGUGUCACAUGAUUUCACCUGAAGCCAAGCAACCGCCUAAACCCGAGUUCCAGUUCCAUAACUUUACCUGACCAUACCUGAAGCAAGUCGUCACCUCAGACAACAGCUGCCGUCGAAAUAUCCUCACCUUAUCCCUUCACCAUCACCACAACCGCAACUCCCAAACCAAUCUACGAGCCACCCUCCUGUACACAAAUAAACAAAAGAACAACACCCUCUCGCUUAUCACGAGCUCUAGCACCUAGCCCACCGCCACACCACAACAACCACCACAACAACCACAUACCAACCGUCUACCUAUCCGCGAUGGCGUCCUCAGAAGGCGGAGCUCCUAAGCCCAGCAGCAGCGUCAAGCUCGUGCUUCUCGGAGAAGCUGCCGUCGGAAAGUCCUCGCUGGUUCUGCGGUUCGUCAACGAUGACUUCCAAGAGAAUAAGGAGCCCACGAUUGGCGCCGCGUUCUUGACACAAAAAUGUAGCCUGCCAACCCGCACCAUCAAGUUUGAAAUCUGGGAUACCGCUGGUCAGGAACGUUUCGCCUCAUUGGCACCGAUGUACUACCGCAACGCGCAGAGCGCCCUGGUAGUCUACGACAUCACAAAGCCGUCCUCCUUGACGAAGGCGAAGCACUGGGUGGCAGAGCUUCAGCGCCAGGCCAGCCCCGGCAUCGUGAUCGCGCUCGUGGGAAACAAGUUGGAUCUCGCGGGUGCCGUGCAGGACUCCAACGAGGAGGACGACGCUGAGGACCAACGCGCGAUCUCUACCGCAGAGGCGAAGGCGUAUGCCGAGGAGGAGAGCCUGCUGUUUUACGAGACCUCCGCCAAAUCCGGAGAGAAUGUUCAGGCUGUCUUCGAGGCGAUUGCUAAUGCUAUUCCCGAGAGCACGUUGAAGCCUAGAGGACCGGGACACGGUGGUGCUGCGAGGGGUGGCGAGGCGGCGCCAGUCGUCAACAUUGAGGGCGCGCAUACAGGAGCAAAGGAGGGUUGUGCUUGUUAGCUGGGGAUUCGGGUGUCUAUGCCCAGUGCGAACAACGUACGAAUCUUUCAUUCUUCUUUAUGUAUGUCUCUGAUUGCACCUCGUAAAAUCGAGUUGCUCGUAAAUGGGUUGGCGCGGAGGGGUUAACUCGGGUUUCUUUUCCUUUGCUAUUUUGAUAGGUUGUGUUCUUCCCUCCCUUCUUCUCGUCCUAUGUGUUUUUUAAACUCACCCCCUGUUGUUUCUGUAUGUUGUGCUGUAUUUGCGGAAUUGAAAUGGUCAUAUCUGUAGGUACUCUACGUCUCUCCCAGCGGUGCAUGCAGUCAGCCGCGGGGCCGUUUGAUCGCCGCCACCGCCUCGCUCGCCUCAAGCUUCCGUGACGUCACCACGUCAUGUCCACAACCUUCACCUACAACCUUCAUUCAAAACUUCUCCCUCCCCAACGUAAAAACUAUGUGAACCCGCCAUCUGUCUCCUCCCCUCCCCCCCCCCCCCCCCCC